Molecule: messenger RNA, 2410 nt
Organism: Lates calcarifer (barramundi perch)
Lineage: Eukaryota; Metazoa; Chordata; Actinopteri; Centropomidae
Product: ceramide kinase family protein
Exons: 13
Coding region: 285-2048 (587 amino acids)
Molecular function (GO): kinase activity
Source: RefSeq, a predicted model, not a curated record
AGGGACUGUAGAGGAAACGAGUGUUUUAGAAUAACACCCAUAUGCCAGGCGGUGUCUUCACGGGAAUAAUAUCCUAAAUUGUCUUCAGAAAAGACAUUUAGAGGAAGAUGAAAACUUCCCCACGUCAGACGAGGACACCGGUGGGCUGUUGACAAAUGGCGGGGUCAGACUGCCAUCCUGCUGCUGUUUCUCAGGGAUGCAAAAGUUAUAAAAUGUGACCAUAAAACUUCUCCGAGAGACAGGAAAGAGCGACGCUGUGGCUGGGAGCGCCUUUUUUUUCCCAGAUGGAAACAGACCUGAGGCUGGAGUCAAGCCUGUGGGUCGGCAACAAGAGAUACCGGGCGGUGCUGACAGGCUGGCAUUUCAAAUGGACCGAGGUAGAUAAGAAGAAUCGCGAUAAGAAAACAAUUUCAGUACCUGUGGCGGAGGUGGUUGGAGUGGAGGACGGCUGGGUGGAGAUCCUGCCCCAGAAGUCCGUAGAGGACAAAGAGAAAGACUUCACAGUUUUCUAUGUGAAGCGCAGCAGCAGUGGGGGCUCUCCAGGGUUGCUAUGGAGACUGGGCCGGACCCAGUUCAGCUGUCCUAGUCGGGUCCUCAGAGACCAGUGGACAAAACACCUAAGAACUGCUCUCAAAACUCACAGCCCUUUACGCCCACAUAAACUGUUGGUGUUUAUCAACCCCUAUGGAGGAAAGAAGAAAGGAAGAAAGAUCUACCAUUCUGUGGUUGCCCCUCUGUUUGAGCUGGCUGGUAUCAGUUCUCAUGUAAUCGUGACUGAGCGGGCGAACCAGGCCAGAGACCACCUCCUGAAGAAAGACCUGACAGGCUUUGACGGUGUGGUGUGUGUGGGUGGGGAUGGCAUGUUCAGUGAAAUACUUCACGGUUUGAUUGGGCGGACGCAACAAGAGGCAGGCCUUUGUGAGAAUGAUCCUGCUGUUACUUUACAGCCUUGCCCGCUUCAUAUUGGCAUCAUCCCUGCAGGUUCUACAGACUGUGUGUGUUAUGCCACAGUGGGAGUCAUCGACCCUGUUACUUCAGCUUUGCACAUAAUCAUCGGAGACUCUCAGCCUUUGGAUGUGUGUACAGUUCAUCACGCCUCCACUCUGGUGCGCUACUCUGUGUCUCUGGUGGGUUAUGGCUUCUAUGGGGAUGUGCUGGCUGAGAGUGAAAAACAUCGCUGGAUGGGACCUCUCAGAUACGACUAUUCAGGCACAGUGGUGUACCUGAGCAACAGAAGCUAUGUAGGCAUAGUUCAGUACCUACCAGCAGACCCACUGCUCUCCAGCCCUAGAGAUAAAACACGCUGCCUUUCAGGGUGCAGUGUGUGCUCCAGAAGCACAGAAAGACUAUUUCCCCACUCCUCAGAUUCAGGAUCCCUGUCCAGUUCCCACUUCAGCCUGUAUAGUAGUGACUCAGAAGGUGAGUGGGUUAGUGUGGAGGGCAAGUUCAGGUGUGUGUCUCUGACUUGUAUGUCCAGCUCGUGUCCCAAGAGUCCUCAGGGCCUCUCUCCGUCCGCUCACCUGGCAGACGGAACAGGGGACCUCAUUCUGGUGUGGGACGCUCACCCGCUGAGCUUCCUCAAGUUCCUCUACAGGCACACGAGCACACAGGACCAGUUUGACCUGCCGUUUGUGGAGGUCCACCGUGUAAAGGCUGUCCGUUUCUCCCUCCCUUCUGGCAAGGAGGAGGAAGCGUACGAGGAGAUUGCGGGACAGAGUGGUGAGACACAUGAAGUGGAGAGAGGAUACCUGGAGACUGUGAGCAGGAGUGGCUCUCGGCAGCACUUGGCAGAGAGAAGCGAGGGCCGAGAAACAACAAACGAGCAGAAAGCAACGGCCCCUUUCCUGUGUGGCCUGUGCUGCAGUAAAUCUCCGUCUGUGUCAGUGUGGAACUGCGACGGAGAGAUUCUGCCCUUUACCGAGAUCUUCUGCAGGAUUCACGGCCAGUUGGUGCGUCUGUAUGCCAGGGGCAUUGAGGAUGGCUCAGCCAUGCACGACUGCAGUGAGGACAGUGACAAGUGUGAAAGAAGAUGCAUCCUAAACAAAUAGUCUCACCUAUGAGAGAAAGAAUGAGACUUGCAGCCAAAGAGUUCCUAAUAUUUCAGGUGCUUUUCUAGGUUUUCUCAUUACAAUAAAGAAAAAUGAUUAUUUAUUCUUAAAUAAGCAUGUGUUUGUGGAAUACGUCUCCUUAAAACACUAUUAAAAGACUUGCUAAAUAAUACACUUAUCUGUGGUGCAGGUUUUUUCUGCACCUAUUUAAACCAGUACUGUGUACCAUGUGUGUGUAUGCAGUUGUUGUUCUGUACAUUUUAUUCAUGGUCACUUGAGCUUCCAGAGAAGAAAGUCAUGGCAAAUGCCAACAGAAGUUAAAAGACAAAAAACAUCUUUAUACAAUAAAAAGACUGACCUGA